CUCCUUGGUUCUAACCAGUUAACUGUCCCCUCUCCCCUCUUUUCCCCCACUCUCCUUCACUCUUCCGUCAUGCCUCUCUCCCCUCCCUCUCUCUCUCUAUUUCCUCCUAUUCCUCUUUUGCUGUUUCUCUGGCUGGCUCUCGUGGGCUCUCGCAGGAGAGUUUGGAGAGGUGUGUCGUGGUCGCCUCAAGCUGCCCGGGCGCCGGGAGAUCAUCGUAGCCAUCAAGACUCUCAAGGUGGGCUACACUGACCGCCAGAGGCGAGACUUCCUGUCUGAGGCUUCCAUCAUGGGCCAGUUUGACCACCCCAACAUUAUCCGCCUGGAAGGUGUGGUCACCAAAAGUCGGCCAGUGAUGAUUGUGACUGAGUUCAUGGAGAAUGGAGCACUGGACUCUUUCCUAAGGCUCAAUGACGGGCAGUUCACAGUUAUCCAGCUGGUUGGCAUGCUGCGUGGUAUUGCAGCAGGCAUGAAGUACCUGUCAGACAUGAACUACGUGCACAGAGACCUGGCUGCACGUAACAUCUUGGUCAAUAGUAAUCUGGUGUGUAAGGUGUCCGACUUCGGCCUAUCUCGUUUCCUCGAGGAUGACCCUACAGACCCUACAUACACCAGCUCCCUGGUGAGUCAGAGAAUAAGUGUCU
This is a messenger RNA of Plectropomus leopardus (leopard coralgrouper), 641 nucleotides long. The record is from RefSeq and is a predicted model, not a curated record. Lineage: Eukaryota; Metazoa; Chordata; Actinopteri; Perciformes; Serranidae.